This is a messenger RNA of Meloidogyne enterolobii, 1011 nucleotides long. The record is from the annotation of a GenBank genome assembly. NCBI's taxonomy places the organism in Eukaryota, Metazoa, Nematoda, Chromadorea, Rhabditida, Meloidogynidae.
AUGGCUCAAAAUGAUACGGGUGGAUUGAAAGAGGUUAUCAAAACACGAAUGCAAAGCUCUCAAGGAUUUUUGAUUUAUCGGCAAUUAAGAGAAGAUGCAAUAAAAGGGGCAAAAAAACCCUUAAUUGAAGCAGCAAUACCCGGUCCUAGCAGCAGCAAAAGUGCAGGUUCUUUUGUUCGUUUUUCUGUCGCAAAGCGUUUAAUUCGUGCUCACUGGCCUCCACUUUCAUUAUUGGCAAUUCGUUCUGUUUGGAAGGAAGGCGGUACUGCUGCACUUUUUAAAGGCCUAUUACCUAAUCUUAUUGGUGUUACCCCUUCGAAAGCUAUUUAUUUUUGUUUUUAUUCUCUUACAAAGCGCAUCUCUAAUAAUUAUUGCAGCAGAGAUGAAACUGAUGACGAGAUAGACAGAAGGUGGCUUGUUCCAAAUUCGGCUUUUAUCCAUAUGUUCUCUGCCGGCAUAGGGGGUCUAAUAGCAGCUACAUUAAUAAAUCCAAUUUGGGUAGUUAAAACUCGUCUUCAAUUACAUCAUGGACGUUUAGGUGCUAAAGAAUGUUUCUUGCGAAUUAUUAAACGUGACGGAGUUUUAGGGUUAUGGAGGGGUGUGACAGGAUCUUAUUUGGGAAUAUUUGAAACAGUUAUACAAUUUGUUAUUUACGAAAAUUUGAGAAGUAAAAUAAGUGAUCCGGAUCAGAAAUUUCUUGGUUCAUAUGCAGACAAACAACACCAAGCUUUUUUACAAUUUAUGUUGGCUGGUGGUAUAGCAAAAACAUUUGCUGUUAUUAUAGCUUAUCCACAUGAAGUUAUUAGGACGCGUUUAAGAGAAGAAGGAAAUCAAUUAAGGCUACGACAGUUGGUUAGAACUCUCUGGCGUGAAGGAUACAUUAAACCUUUUUAUCGUGGUCUUAGUGUACAGUUAUUGCGGUCAGCUCCAAAUACAGCAAUAACAAUGUUUACCUAUGAGUUAGUUGUUCACCUACUUCAUCGUUUAUUAGGAGAACUUCCAAAAGAUUAG